This is a messenger RNA of Gopherus evgoodei (Goodes thornscrub tortoise), 3314 nucleotides long. RefSeq names its product Raf-1 proto-oncogene, serine/threonine kinase (gene RAF1). Gene Ontology annotation, molecular function: ATP binding; protein kinase activity. Gene Ontology annotation, cellular component: mitochondrion; cytosol; plasma membrane. The record is from RefSeq and is a predicted model, not a curated record. Gene Ontology annotation, biological process: signal transduction; protein phosphorylation. The transcript has 19 exons. The coding region runs from base 294 to 2297 and encodes 667 amino acids. NCBI's taxonomy places the organism in Eukaryota, Metazoa, Chordata, Testudines, Testudinidae.
UUAUGCACCAAACUAGAGCUGUAGACUUGCGAAAGAGGGCGAUAAAUGUUGAUGUCCCAUUCCAUUCCCUUUUGAUCUCGUACAUGAGCACACACAUGUUCCCGCCGUUAUUUUCUGUGGAACAUCAGUAAAAAUGAAUGGACUGCUGGCAUGAGUGCUGGUCCACGUAGAGGAUGAAAACCUAUUACAGCUGUCACUUACUCUAUUAACUCAAGUGGCAGAGGUCUAUCCAGUGCAUCUAAAGUUUCCAGCCUGUUGAUAACCCAUAUUUUACUGUUCCUUAGGCUGUAUCAAUGGAGCACAUUCAGGGAGCUUGGAAGACCAUCAGUAAUGGUUUUGGAUUCAAGGAUUCUGUCUUUGAUGGAUCAAACUGUAUUUCACCUACUAUUGUUCAGCCAUUUGGCUCUCAACGCCGAGCAUCUGAUGAUGGCAAGCUCUCAGAUAUGUCUAAGACUAAUAAUACCAUUCGGGUUUUCUUGCCUAACAAGCAACGCACAGUGGUAAAUGUGCGGAAUGGGAUGACCCUACAUGAUUGUCUUAUGAAGGCGCUCAAAGUCAGAGGUCUGCAGCCAGAAUGCUGUGCAGUUUUUCGACUUUUUAAUGAACAAAAAGGCAAAAAAGCACGCUUGGAUUGGAAUACAGAUGCUGCCUCCUUGAUUGGAGAGGAACUGCAAGUAGAUUUCCUUGAUCAUGUUCCACUUACAACACACAACUUUGCUCGGAAGACAUUUCUAAAGCUUGCCUUCUGUGACAUAUGCCAGAAGUUCCUGCUAAAUGGGUUCCGGUGUCAGACGUGUGGCUACAAAUUCCAUGAACACUGCAGCACUAAAGUCCCAACUAUGUGUGUGGACUGGAGCAAUAUCAGGCAACUCUUAUUGUUUCCUAAUUCAAAUAUCAGUGACAGUGGUGUCCCUGCACUACCUCCCUUGACAAUGCGACGGAUGCGUGAGUCUGUCUCCCGGAUGCCUGUUAGUUCCCAGCACAGAUAUUCUACGCCUCAUGCCUUCACAUUCAACACAUCACAUCCUUCCUCUGAGGGCUCCCUUUCCCAAAGACAGAGAUCUACAUCCACCCCAAAUGUCCAUAUGGUCAGCACUACCAUGCCUGUAGACAACAGGAUAAUUGAGAACAACAGCUUGAAUGCUUCUCCCAGUUCCUGGUGCAGACGAUUUUGUUUGAGGGGAAGAGAUGCAAUUCGAAGCCACGGUGAGUCAGCUUCACCGUCAGCUCUAUCUGGAAGUCCCAACAAUAUAAGCCCAACUGGCUGGUCUCAACCCAAAACCCCAGUGCCAGCCCAGAGAGAGAGAGCUCCUGGAUCCAACACACAAGAAAAAAACAAAAUUAGGCCUCGUGGACAGAGAGAUUCAAGUUAUUAUUGGGAAAUAGAAGCAAGUGAAGUUAUGCUCUCGACCAGAAUAGGGUCAGGUUCUUUUGGAACGGUUUACAAAGGCAAAUGGCAUGGAGAUGUAGCAGUGAAGAUACUAAAGGUUGUAAAUCCAACCCCAGAACAGUUUCAGGCCUUCAGAAAUGAAGUGGCUGUAUUAAGGAAGACCCGGCAUGUUAACAUUUUGCUGUUCAUGGGCUACAUGACUAAAGACAAUCUGGCUAUAGUUACGCAGUGGUGCGAAGGAAGCAGUCUGUAUAAGCACCUGCAUGUACAAGAGACCAAGUUCCAAAUGUUCCAGCUCAUUGAUAUUGCCCGACAGACAGCACAAGGAAUGGACUAUUUACAUGCAAAGAAUAUCAUCCACAGAGACAUGAAAUCAAAUAAUAUAUUUCUUCAUGAAGGCCUCACAGUGAAAAUAGGAGAUUUUGGUCUGGCAACAGUAAAAUCCAGAUGGAGUGGAUCUCAGCAGGUGGAGCAGCCGUCUGGUUCAAUCCUCUGGAUGGCACCAGAGGUGAUCCGGAUGCAGGAUAAUAACCCAUUUAGUUUUCAAUCAGAUGUCUACUCCUAUGGAAUAGUAUUAUAUGAACUGAUGACAGGAGAACUGCCAUACUCCCAUAUUAACAACAGAGAUCAGAUCAUUUUUAUGGUUGGUCGAGGUUAUGCAUCUCCAGAUCUCAGUAAAUUGUACAAGAACUGUCCCAAAGCUAUGAAGAGGCUUGUAGCAGAUUGUGUGAAGAAAGUUAAGGAGGAAAGACCUCUAUUUCCACAGAUACUGUCUUCCAUUGAAUUGCUGCAGCAUUCUUUACCCAAAAUCAACCGUAGCGCUUCUGAACCUUCUCUGCAUCGUGCAGCCCACACAGAGGACAUCAAUUCAUGCACAUUAACAUCCACAAGACUACCUGUUUUUUAGGAUUGCACGCUCUCUCCCUUGCUCUAACCAGUAAUGAGAAAGAAAAACAGUCAUAGCAGUUGUGCUUUUAAUGCCUCAAUCUACAGGAUUGCAAUGCCAGCAGGAUUAUCUGUCUCCCAGUUUUAAGAACAAGCUGCUAAGGAUUUCUACAGUUUUAAUCCUACAGGGACAUUUCUCCACAUUGCCUUUUUCUACCAUUUCUUUUAUUGGGAUAGAGUUAACUGAGACUGUAAUCAAGAAAAUCUAUUACUAUUUUUUUAAUAGAUGCACUUGAGCCUUAUUUUCCCAUAAGCAGAAAAAAUGGACAUUUCUUUGGCAGUUUUUGUGUCUUUGAUUCUGUUUAAUAAAUUGGUAUUUUUAUAGCAAGGCUGGUUCAGCAUUUGAGGAAAGAAAUAUUGCAGAUUGGUACUGUUCUUUGGAUGUCCCAUGCCAUGUGCCACUGUAAAGUUGGGGGAUUUUGACUAAAAUGGCCAUCUACAAACAAGACUGAUGAAAGAAGAAAAAACGAAUUCUGGUGAUCAGCUUCUGCAAAGAGUACUCAUGAAGCAGAUGAAAUCUGUUAUAAUGAAUUGCUAAGUCAACACAAAUAUAGUUUUGCACAUAGAAGAAAAAGUUCUGCAGAGGAGUGGAAUAUAUUCUGAAUAGUACUGCUCAGAGAAGGAAGCUAGCACAAUCUUGCUAUGGUCCUCUCCAGUAACUUAAGAAGCUUUUUUUGGUACUAUUGACUUGUUUCUUACAGCCCAAUGAGGUAUCAAGUGCGGAAUGACAGGCUUUUUUGGAUGAGGAAAGGCUAAGUAACAUUAUCAGUAUAUUUCUGCAAAACACGCAGCAACUUCAACCCAUUUGAAGCUGUCUUCCGAGAGAUGCACUAUAAAAGAGGAAACUGAGUGUAUACAGUUUUUCUUUCUGAUUUGGGUUUUAAUUUUGUUUUUAUUGCUCCCGAGAAAAUGCCUUUAUUGUAAACCAAGGUUCCUCUGAUUAUCUUAUUUUAAUAAAAUAAAUUAAAUUUAGGUUUAA